AUGGGCGCGCACGUCGGGGCGCUGCUGCUGGCGCUGGCGGCGCUGCUGGUGCGAGCGGAGCUCGGGAGGCAGGAGUUUCAGGACCGCGACCAGCUGUUCGCAGGUUUCGAGAACUCGUCGUUGCUCACGUGUAACUGCCGGGCCCCGGGGGGCGGGGCGGGCGCGGACCACGCGGGGAGGGUCCCCAGGCCCCGGGAGGCCCCCGCCGCGCGACCCCCGACGCCCGCCGUCCCGGGAGCCCCUGCCCUUCGCGCCCGCGGGCUCGGCCGCCUGUCCGUCCGUCUGUCUGUCCAUCCAUCUGUCCGUCUGUCCGUCGCAGGGCCCUGUGGCCAACGAACUGUUUCAACGCGCGUGGUGGGUGGAAAGGACUCCCAGCUGGGGCGCUGGCCCUGGCAGGGCAGCCUGCGCCUGUGGGGCUCCCACCACUGUGGGGCGAGCCUGCUCAACCGCCGCUGGGUGCUCACGGCCGCGCACUGCUUCGACAAGUACAAUGAUCCCUUUGAGUGGUCAGUCCAGUUUGGCGAGCUGUCUUCCGCUCCAUCUAUCUGGAAUCUUCAGGCUUACUACAACCGGUACAGUGUGCAGGAGAUCUUUUUGAGCCCCAUGUACCUGGGGGCUUCAUCCUAUGACAUCGCCCUGCUAAAGCUGUCCUCCUCUGUCACCUACAAUAAGUUUGUCCAGCCCAUCUGUGUUAUGAUCUCCUCCUCCGAGUUCCAGAACCGGACUGACUGCUGGGUGACUGGCUGGGGGGACAUCCAGGAAAAUCAGGCACUGCCAUCCCCCUACGUCCUCCAGGAAGUGCAGGUCGGCAUCAUAAACACUGCCAUCUGUAACUACCUCUAUGCACAGCCGACUUUCCGCCGUGACAUCUGGGGUGACAUGGUUUGUGCUGGCAACCCCCUCGGUGGCCAGGAUGCCUGCUUUGGUGACUCAGGCGGACCCUUGGCCUGUGAGAAGAGAGGGCUGUGGAUUCAGGUUGGAAUCGUGAGCUGGGGAUCUGGCUGUGGUAGGCCCAACCGGCCUGGUGUCUACACCAACGUCAGUAGGCACUUCAAGUGGAUCAGGAUGCUCAUGGCCCGCAACAGCAUUCAGAGGCCAGCCCCCUGCCUGCAGCUGCUCCUCCCUCUGCUCUGGCUUGCCUCCCUCCUGCAGCUGGCCUGA
Molecule: messenger RNA, 1161 nt
Organism: Nyctereutes procyonoides (raccoon dog)
Lineage: Eukaryota; Metazoa; Chordata; Mammalia; Carnivora; Canidae
Product: testisin-like
Exons: 6
Coding region: 1-1161 (386 amino acids)
Biological process (GO): proteolysis
Molecular function (GO): serine-type endopeptidase activity
Source: RefSeq, a predicted model, not a curated record